Messenger RNA from Lolium rigidum, 2134 nucleotides. Its product is annotated as alpha-mannosidase I MNS4. The transcript is spliced from 17 exons. The record is from RefSeq and is a predicted model, not a curated record. NCBI's taxonomy places the organism in Eukaryota, Viridiplantae, Streptophyta, Magnoliopsida, Poales, Poaceae. Gene Ontology annotation, biological process: mannose trimming involved in glycoprotein ERAD pathway; endoplasmic reticulum mannose trimming; carbohydrate metabolic process. Gene Ontology annotation, cellular component: membrane; endoplasmic reticulum. The coding region runs from base 16 to 2010 and encodes 664 amino acids. Gene Ontology annotation, molecular function: mannosyl-oligosaccharide 1,2-alpha-mannosidase activity; calcium ion binding.
CCAAACUCCAAGGCGAUGCAGCCGAUGAGGCUGCUGAGGCGCCAAGGGCCGCCCCUCCUCUGCCUCUCCGCUGCCCUCCUCGCCUGCGCUCUGCUCGCCGGCCCCGCCGUCGCCGAUGGCGUCACGCCCUCCGAGGCGCGCCGGCUUCGGGACGAGGUGAAAGAUAUGUUUUAUCAUGCAUUUGAUGGGUACAUGCAACAUGCUUUUCCACUUGAUGAACUGCGACCAUUGAGCUGUCAAGGAGAAGACUCCCUUGGUGGUUAUGCGCUCACUCUUAUUGAUUCUUUGGAUACUUUGGCUUUACUAGGUGAUAAGGAGAGAUUUAGUGCUGGCGUGCAGUGGGUUGGUAAGAACGUCCGUUUUGAUAUUAACAAAACUGUCUCAGUUUUUGAAACCAACAUACGCAUCCUUGGAGGUCUUUUAUCAGCUCACCUGAUUGCCAGUGAUUAUGCCACUGGUAUGAGGAUCGACUCUUAUGAUGAUCAGUUACUUCAUUUGGCUGAUGACUUAGCCCAGAGGUUGUUGCCUGCAUUUGAUACUCCUACAGGUAUCCCAUUUGGAUCUGUUAAUUUAUUGUAUGGUGUCGAUGAUGAUGAAAGCAAGGUAACAUCGACCGCUGGUGGUGGCACUUUGACAUUGGAAUUCGGUAUCUUGAGUCGAUUGACUAAUAACAGUGUUUUUGAGCAAGUCACAAAAAAUUCAGUGCGUGGUAUAUGGGCACGUAGGUCAAAACUCAACCUUGUCGGUGCCCAUAUAAAUGUCUUUACUGGUGAAUGGACACAGAAGGAUGCAGGAAUCGGAACAAGUAUCGACUCAUUCUACGAAUAUCUUUUGAAGGCAUAUUUAUUGUUCGGAGAUGAAGAAUACUUGUAUGUAUUUCAGGAGGCUUACAAGGCUGUAAUGCACUAUCUCCAUCACGAUCCUUGGUAUAUUGAGGUAAAUAUGAAUUCUGGCGCUACUGUUUGGCCAUUAUUCAACAGUCUGCAGGCAUUCUGGCCAGGACUUCAGGUUCUAGCUGGAGAUGUUGAUCCUGCCAUUCGAACACAUGCUGCCUUCUUUAGCGUCUGGAAAAAAUAUGGGUUCACUCCAGAAGGGUUUAACCUCGCCACAUCCACUGUUCAGAAUGGACAAAGGAGCUACCCGCUGCGGCCUGAGUUGAUUGAAAGCACAUAUUGGCUAUUCAAGGCUACCAGAGAUUAUAGGUACCUUGAUGUUGGAAGGGAUAUACUAGCAAGCCUUCAGUAUGGUGCUAAAUGCCCUUGUGGUUAUUGCCACAUAUCAGAUGUGGAAACCCACAAGCAGGAUGACCACAUGGAGAGUUUUUUCCUUGCAGAAACGGUAAAAUAUCUGUGGCUUCUUUUUGAUUUAGCUGUAGGCCCAGAUAACAUUGUUGAAAAUGGUCCAUAUAAAUACAUAUUUAGUACAGAAGGUCAUUUGUUACCUGCUACUCCCGAAAUAGCCCUGGUAGAUGAGCAUUGCCUUUAUUUUGGAGCAUUCUGUAAUGGUAGUACAGACCGUGGCUACGGUAAUGGCGAUAGUUCUAGUAAGCAGCAAAGUUCUAACUACACUCAGUUUGAUGACAGACAAACUGCUUCCAGUCAAUAUUCAAUGUCCAAUGUUUUGUUUGCAACAAGAGGUUACAUCAAGGGAGUUUGUCCAGGAUUGAAUCACGCUCAAAAACUUGGCAUCUCGUACCGCAAUGAAGAGGACAACUCCUUAGAGCAGAAUUCAAGAGAUCAUGAGAAUCCCGAUGAAUCUCAUGUGGCCACAUCCGGUGUCCAGACUCAAUCAAGUUCUGUUAUAUUGAUGUCUCAUUCUGUCACAAGCCAACCCGAUGAGUCCUUGGAGACCAUCUCAAUACCUCAUGAGAAUAUUGUGGUAACUGCCGACUCUGAGUUCAUGAGGGAGCCCAUGAGGACUGAUGCUACAGGUGGCUCGUCCCAAAAACUUGCUGGGGAUACUGAUGAAGAUAUUGUGUAUCAGGAGCAAAAUGAAGAUAGCACCAGCUGACCCUUAGAGCAGACACCGAUUUUUUUCACCUAACUUGGAGCACCUUCAUGGUCAGAGCUGGCCUUGUUACACUCGAAAAUCUGCCCAACAUAGGAAGCAAGCAGUGUUGAGUCAGGGCCGUCAA